CGAGAACACACGGACUCAAGUUGAAAGCAGCUCCCGUUUCUGCUCCGUUUAACUUUGGACACUAGCUACAGAUUUUAGGGUUUACACUGGCAAAGGAAUUUAGGCAUCAAAAGGGAAAGCGCAAAAACGCCUGUUUAAAAGAAAGUGAGAUUUGUUUUUUUUACCGUGCUUAGUUCCACAGCAUCGACAUUAUUGACAAUCAUCUUUAUCAAACUUUUCUUUGAUUAUUUAUAGGAGGUUUACUCGCCUACUUCAAAACGAGGACGUGGAUAUUUCUGUCAAACCUUUGCCAUUGCGCAGAUAGGCUAACUAAUGACGGCAGAGGUUCAGCAGCCUCCAGCGCAGACUCCUGCUCAGAGCAGCCCCAUGUCUGCUCCGGAGAAGCCCCACGGACAGACCACGGUGAUGGAGACCGCCUCUUCCACCACCAAAACCAAGAAGACCAACGCAGGGAUCCGCCGCCCAGAGAAACCCCCCUACUCCUACAUAGCGCUGAUAGUGAUGGCUAUCCAGAGCUCUCCUACCAAACGUUUGACGCUCAGUGAGAUUUACCAGUUCCUCCAAAGCCGUUUCCCGUUCUUCAGAGGCUCCUACCAAGGAUGGAAGAACUCCGUUCGUCAUAACUUGUCCCUAAACGAGUGCUUCAUAAAGCUUCCCAAGGGGCUUGGUCGGCCCGGAAAGGGCCACUACUGGACUAUCGACCCGGCCAGCGAGUUCAUGUUCGAAGAGGGAUCCUUUCGCAGGAGGCCCCGGGGCUUUAGGCGUAAAUGCCAGGCGUUGAAGCCCAUGUACAGCAUGAUGAAUGGCCUGGGAUUCAACCACCUCCCCGAGUCUUACAACUUCCAGGGGAGCGGAGGGGGGCUGUCCUGUCCACCCAACGGCUUGUCUCUGGACAGCGGGAUUGGGAUGAUGAAUGGACACUUGGCAGGCAACAUGGAGGGAAUGGGUCUGUCUGGACACUCCAUGUCCCACUUAUCGGCCAACAGCGGACAUUCCUACAUGGGGAGUUGCACAGGAUCCACGGGGAGCGAGUACCCCCACCACGACAAUUCGGGAUCGCCCCUGCUCACCAGCGGCGGGGUGAUGGAGCCGCAUCCAGUUUACUCAAGCUCAGCCUCGGCCUGGGCUCAAGCACCUUCAUCCUCCCUGAAUAACGGAGGUUCCUACAUCAAACAGCAGCCACUGUCUCCCUGCAAUCCCGGAGCGAACCCGCUGCAGCCCAGUUUACCCACGCACUCUCUUGACCAGUAUAACCUGCACCAGAACGCACACAGUAACACGGAUUUACAAGGUAUUCCACGGUACCAUUCCCAGUCUCCCAGUAUGUGUGACAGGAAGGAGUUCGUCUUCUCCUUCAAUGCGAUGACGUCUUCAACGAUGCAUUCGCCCAGCAGCAGCUCCUACUAUCAUCACCAACAGGUCGCCUACCAGGACAUCAAGCCCUGUGUCAUGUGACAGCACUUACGGUGAAUAACGGACAUCACUGACUUGAGCCACUAAAACCAAAAUCAGCUACAGGGCUGAGAUGAGGGAGUAACCCAACCCUUGGAGGUAUAGGAGAAGGCAGGCCCUGGAACGCGCUGUAAGAGAAGCAUCAGUAACGCCAGAGAACCCAUAAACGUAAAAAAAGGGAUUUGGUACAGAGACAGAAAUACGUAUAAAUAAAUGGAGAUAUCACAAAACAAUCAUGUGAUUAAGCCCGAAACUGUGGGCACCGUUCAAGAAAUAUCUGCGUGUAAUACAAGAGGUAAAGCCGAGACCUGGUUGAAAAUCACCUCGAGCAUCUCAACCCCAGCUGCCGCUUGGUACUAGUUCUGCGGGCGGAUGACUACCACUUGAGAACAUUUAACUUUCUAAAAUGUACAAUGUGUAUUAUUAUUGUUAUGCAUUGAGAUAGGCUACUGGGGAAAUUUUCAGUGCUCCUAUAUCCGGGUUAGGCUACUCGGCACUAUCAAAUUAUUUCGAUUUUUAUUAUAUUUUCUGAGAAGUGAACUAUCACCAUGCGUUGAUUUUUUUUAAUUAACAAUAAGACAUGAUCUUAAUUAAGGAAAGAUGAAGGCACUUUUUUUUAAUAACAAAACGCAACUUCUUAUUUAUUCUGUGUAUAUUUUAAUUGUACAAUUAUAGCCACCAUAUUGAAGUAUGCUUUAUUGGCAAUAUUUGCCAUGACGCUUUCUUACUUGUUUUAAAAAGGAAAUUGAAGAUAAAGAUGUAAGCACUGUUAGUUAGGCUACAUUGUCCGUGUCUAUUUAGGUGUACAUAUAUCCAUGUAGACACCAGUUAUUUUUCAGCACUGUAUAAACUGUACAUGAUGUUAUGCUGAGUAUUGGCAUACUUGAGUGUCUUUAGAUUAGUCUGUAUUACUACACACGAUUUGUAUUAAAAAAAAAUAAAGGUAUUGGCAUGCAGUUUGUUUAACUGGCUUAAACACCUAUACAAUUAUUUAUGUUUCCGCUUUUUUACAUUUUUUUUUUCUGACUUUGUUGUAAAUCGUUGGAUUAUUAGACCUAUAUCCUAAGCAUUUUGCUGAUACAAUUCAG
Esox lucius (northern pike) is the source of this 2540-nucleotide messenger RNA. RefSeq names its product forkhead box F1 (gene foxf1). The coding region runs from base 313 to 1455 and encodes 380 amino acids. Gene Ontology annotation, molecular function: DNA-binding transcription factor activity, RNA polymerase II-specific; RNA polymerase II cis-regulatory region sequence-specific DNA binding. Lineage: Eukaryota; Metazoa; Chordata; Actinopteri; Esociformes; Esocidae. Gene Ontology annotation, cellular component: nucleus. The record is from RefSeq and is a predicted model, not a curated record. Gene Ontology annotation, biological process: animal organ morphogenesis; regulation of transcription by RNA polymerase II. The transcript has 2 exons.